Messenger RNA from Ruditapes philippinarum (Manila clam), 2487 nucleotides. Its product is annotated as sodium-coupled monocarboxylate transporter 1-like. Gene Ontology annotation, molecular function: symporter activity. The transcript is spliced from 15 exons. Gene Ontology annotation, biological process: transmembrane transport; sodium ion transport. Bases 238 to 2223 code for a protein of 661 amino acids. NCBI's taxonomy places the organism in Eukaryota, Metazoa, Mollusca, Bivalvia, Venerida, Veneridae. The record is from RefSeq and is a predicted model, not a curated record. Gene Ontology annotation, cellular component: membrane.
UAUAUAAAACAAGAUUGUUUCUCUCAUUGGAUCAUAUAUGAUGCUGUGUGCAAAUAAGUAGGAAAUUAUCAGACAAGAAUCUUUACUAUUUACCUAUUCGUUGUUAUUCGUUGAACAAAUGGUCAAAUGGUGGUUAAACAUACAAUUAAGUUUUGCAAUUGUGGAAAUACUUGCGAUAUAUAAUUGAAUAAUAAGAUACCCUUUCGACGGGAUUUCUAAAGUUUUAUUAUUCAAAAGAUGGCGAAAGAGUUCAAUACGUGGGACUGGGUUGUUUUCGGAGCACUACUCGGAAUUUCAGCACUAAUUGGUGUAUAUUAUGCAGUAAAAAGCCAUUACAACAAGACAGCCGAUUCCACUGGAGAGUUUCUUAUGGGAGGAAGAAAAAUACCACUACUUCCGGCUUCAGUUAGCAUACUGGUUUCGUUCAUGUCUGCGAUAACAAUACUAGGGGCACCAGCCGAGAUGUACACAGCGGGGACUAUGUAUUUCUUAUAUUUACUCGGACUUAUUCUUGCGUGUGUGAUUUCAGCGACCAUUUUCGUUCCAUUAUUCUACCCAUUGAAGCUUACUAGCAGUUUUCAGUAUUUAGAAGGAAGGUUUAAAUCGAAAGCAGCCAAGCUGACAGGUGCAAUUAUCAUGGUAGUGCAACAGAUUAUGUACAUGGGAAUUGCAACAUUUGCCCCUUCUACUGCCUUGGAGGCUGUUACAGGAUUUCCAACUUGGGCAACAAUUGUUACAGUAGGAUGUGUGUCCACGUUUUAUACGUUUCUCGGUGGUAUGAAAGCUGUGAUAUGGACGGACGUUUUUCAAUCUACGAUCAUGGUGGCCGGACUGCUUGCAAUUACAAUACAAGGCAUUAUUAAGGUCGGUAGCUUUGGUGAAGUUUGGAAAAUUAACGAAGAUUGGAAUAGAAUCGACUUCUGGGAGGCAAACCCGGAUCCGACUAUUCGCCAUUCAAUCUGGUCUCUUGUUUUCGGCACAGCUGUCACGUGGACAGGUGCGUUCGGAGUGACCCAGGCCAGUGUCCAGCGAUACUGCGCAGUUGAAACCUACAAAAAGGCCAAAAUAUCCGUUCUUUUAAACAUCCUUGGUUGUAUCAUAUUGGUGGUGCUGGCCUCGCUAGCUGGGGUGGUCAUGUUUGCAUACUAUGCCCAGUCCGGGUGCGACCCUCUGUCAGCCAAAGAGGUGGGCAACGCCAACCAGUUGAUACCUUAUUUUGUGAUGGAGGUAUUGGGAUACCCUGGUCUCCCCGGUCUGUUUGUGUCAUGUCUGUUUAGUGGAGCACUUAGCACGAUGUCAUCUUGCCUCAAUGCCCUUGCUGCAGUUUGUUGGGAGGACAUGCUCAAGCCUCUCAUUGGCGAGAAAGUGACAGAAUCUACAAAAACAUGGAUCACUAGAACUCUUGUGGCUGUGUUUGGAGGUGCAGGGAUUGGUUUUGCUUUCAUGGCACAGAACCUUGGCGGUACGGUUUUACAGGCUUCGAUGAGUUUUACAGGAGCUGCUUCCGGUCCCCUUCUAGGUAUUUUCCUGCUCGGAGGUUUGUUUCCACGUGCGAAUGCGCCGGGCUGUGUCGUCGGUGGUGUUCUCGGUCUGGUGCUUGCACUGUGGGUCAGUAUAGGUGCGUACAGCCUUCCGGGGAGAGGUUACGCGCUCGAUUUUCCUACAGAGAAUUGUUCUUUACCGGAAGUAGAUAAUAACGUCACAGCAAGUGCAACACCCGUGACACUAUCUGCAGUUCAACAAUUCUACACUCUGUCAUAUCUGUGGUUUUCUUCCGUCGGAACAUUGUCAACAAUAAUUAUUGGCCUCCUUGUGAGCCUUAUAACAUCGCCUUUCGUGGCAAAACAUGAGGUUGAUCCCAUUUACCUGAUUCCCGUAUGCGACCGUCUGUGUUGCUGUUUUCCGGAAUCCUGGAAACGGGUAUUUAGAUGCGGUUAUGAAUUCGAAAAUCCUGAAGAAUAUAUCAAGGACAGUGAUAAUAAUGGUGAAAUUUUAGAGAAAAAGACAUCACUUUCUGAUUUGACUGUUUUAGAGUCUAAACAAAGCAGCAGCCAAUCAAAUCUCGGAAUUACCAGUGACAUGAGCCAAUCAGAUCGCGGGAUUACCAAUGGCGUGACAAGUUUAGCAUAUAGACAAAAGAAAUCCGAAUUUAUCUAUGACAACACCGUUUUUAAAGAGGACGAAAAGAACGGGUCUCAAACGUUAUUUGUAUCUAGUGUAUAAUAGUAUAUUCAUGUGAUGUAAUGAAAUUGUGUUUUAAAAUGUGUAAUACGUUUGUAUGUUGGAUAUGAUUAAACAGAAAAACCAGUAUAAUUACAUUUAUAUAUAAAGAAACAAAAAACGAGAAAAAUGAACUUUCGUCCUCGGCAGAUCUGUUUUGUCCCUGAAAAUAGCGAGAAUGUAAUUAUUUAUUUGAAAAUAGCUUGUUAACUUUACUGCAAGUAGUGUGGCUGUUACAUGUUUAUUCAAUUUGCUUUGUUAAAUUUA